AGGAAAGUUCCACGCAUUUAUUUCAAAGUUUUAAAAAGCCGGUCCUCGUCACCUAGUUCUCGUCCUCUCUUCCUAAGCUUUUAACUUUUUCUUUCAUCUCUCUCUCAAUUUCCAAGAAAUCUAUCCGUUAGAAACUUGCAACUUUUAAUUGAAGUCCGAUACUCCAAAAACCCUACGUAUCCUCCGUCGCCGGCGACAACUCACCGGCAAACAACUGUUUAUUGCCAUGACUUUUGGUGUUCUAAGCCCCCUGGGCACAGCUCUAACGAUAAUAUUCGUGAUCUCAUUAUUAGCUCUGUUUGCUCAGCUCUUCUUUAUACUCUGGCGGCGCCGCAAUUUCCGCCGUAACAUUCCGAUUCAUGUCCACAGAAAUGUUCUAGAACCUUCCGAGAUCUCCUCUUCUUCUCCUAAUUCGUCGUUUACUUCUUCCCAUUCUUCGACUUCGAAAGAGCUUCUCCUUUUCUUCUGCCUUAGAACACAAACGUGUAAUCUCUCUCGGGUCGGACCCAACUCGUGUCCGAGUCCGAACUCCGCCGUGUCAUCUCCAGAACCGGCAGAAAUGGAGCUUAUAGAUUUGUUGAAGCUUCAGGGUAUGUAUGGGCCUUCGAGAUUUCUCUUUACAAUUAAGGAAGAGGAAAAAGAAGAUUUGGAGUCUGAGAAGUCACUGUGUUCUUCUGCUGAGAAGACUAAUAAGAGUAUGAGCUUGCAGCAGUGUAUGAAGAACGACGAAGAGUCGCCUGAAAUGACGUCUCCGGUGCGGAAAUUGGCCGUCGAAGAGUUGCCGGAGUUGGCUGUGACGGUCGAUUGUCCUAAUCAUCCUAUGGAGAAUCAAAUUCAAACGACGCCAUUUUCCACUCCAUGCGACUCGCCUUUGUACUUAACUCCUCUGGCUUCUCCGAUUCGUGAAGCAAGCUUAUAAAACGUGGUCGUUCUGCAUCGCCGCCGGCUAUCACAUUGCCGAGCUGUAGCCUGUAGUAGAAAAAAUUAUUCUACCUUUUUCUUUUUGGUAUGUUAUUGUAGUGUCGGCCGAAUUAUCUAUGCAUGUAUUGGGUGAUACCCUUUUUGCUUGAGCCCGACCGGGUUGGGUCCGGUCCGGGGCAAGUCGGGGCCAUCGAACC
This is a messenger RNA of Nicotiana attenuata, 1118 nucleotides long. RefSeq lists its product as uncharacterized. The coding region runs from base 227 to 919 and encodes 230 amino acids. Lineage: Eukaryota; Viridiplantae; Streptophyta; Magnoliopsida; Solanales; Solanaceae. The transcript has 2 exons. The record is from RefSeq and is a predicted model, not a curated record.